AUGGCCUACGAAAUUGGAUUGAGUACGCCUGACGUGCCCAAUCGAGGUUUUCCACUGUGGAUAUGUAGUGUUGUGAUGGUUAUUACAGCUGGGCUAUUUGUGCUCUCCAGACUGGCGAUUCGUUAUCAUCAUAAUCGAUUAGGAUCGGAUGAUUGGAUGAUUUUGACAUCGUUGCCAGCGGUACAUCAUGGUUACGGAAAACAUGCUAAAGACCUGCCUCAUUACAAUCGAGUAACCGCCCGCAAGUGGUUCUUCGGCGCUCAAAUCAUGUACAAGAUCGUCAUCGCCGUGAAUAAACUCUCUUUCCUCUGUCUCUACCUCCGCAUCUUCCCGCAGCGAAUCUUCCGGUGGUCAUGCUAUAUCGGCUUUGGAUUAAUAACCGGAUGGGGUCUGGCAUAUCUCUUCGCUACUAUCUUUCAAUGCAAGCCAAUAGCUUCGUUUUGGGAUGUGACAAUCAAAAAUCCGCAAUGUCUGGAUAAAAAGGGUUUAUGGAUGUCAUAUUCCCUCAUCAAUAUCGGUUUCGAUCUAGCUAUUAUUGCUCUACCCAUAUACCCAUUGAGUCGACUACGUCUACAGCGCCUUAAAAAGAUUGGUCUUCUGGUUGUUUUUGGAAUGGGAGCAUUUGUCUGCGUGACGACUAUCGUCCGCACUACAACACUCGUUCAAUCAGCCGAGAACUCCGACUCAACUAGUGGUCCUCUACCUGCUACGAUUUGGAGUGUGAUCGAAGCAAAUACCGGUAUUAUCUGCACCUGUCUUCCAGUCUUCAGACAUCCGCUACAAUAUCUCUUUCCUAAAUUCUUCGCCUCUCAGUCUAAUAUUGACCAUUACAAUCCAUAUGGUGCAUGUCACACUCCGCAUCUCACCCCCUCCGAACGCAAUCUCACCAGCGCCCAAGAUGAUGCGUGGCGGGAUGAUCAUUCUUCCAAGUAUGGUCUUGAGAUGCUUACCCCGGAUGGUCACAGGGAUAGUCAUGGGAUCACUAAGGUGACAGACAUCAAAGUCUCCUAUGACCGACGAUCGGAGGCUUUGUCGCAGCCAGCCCGGUCGAAGGAGUUUUGA
Penicillium antarcticum is the source of this 1062-nucleotide messenger RNA. RefSeq lists its product as uncharacterized. NCBI's taxonomy places the organism in Eukaryota, Fungi, Ascomycota, Eurotiomycetes, Eurotiales, Aspergillaceae. The transcript has 4 exons. The record is from RefSeq and is a predicted model, not a curated record. The coding region runs from base 1 to 1062 and encodes 353 amino acids.